This is a messenger RNA of Dothidotthia symphoricarpi CBS 119687, 1503 nucleotides long. RefSeq names its product splicesome-associated protein. The coding region runs from base 1 to 1503 and encodes 500 amino acids. Gene Ontology annotation, molecular function: RNA binding; zinc ion binding. The record is from RefSeq and is a predicted model, not a curated record. The transcript has 2 exons. Gene Ontology annotation, biological process: mRNA splicing, via spliceosome. Gene Ontology annotation, cellular component: spliceosomal complex; nucleus. NCBI's taxonomy places the organism in Eukaryota, Fungi, Ascomycota, Dothideomycetes, Pleosporales, Dothidotthiaceae.
AUGCUUCUCGAUGAGCAGCGCCAGAUCCAUGAGGACAUUGAGCGCCUCGAGGAUGCCGUUGCUGAGCGCCUGCUCGAAGACCCGCCGCACAUUCGCGAUCGUCUAGCACGUGACCACGACAUAUCGCGCUUUCUCACUCAGAUCGAAAUCCAAUCGAGCCGGUUACUCGCUAUCUACGAGGAUGCUGAGAGUAAGAGGGAGGAGGAGGUGCGCGAUCUUACGCAUGGCGACCCCAUGGAAUCUUUCAUGAAGGAGAUCGCAUCGAUGAAGGACUUCCACCGCCGCUACCCGAACGAACCCGUCGAGAACCUGGAAAAGGCGUACAAAAAGCGGUCGCCCGAAGACCAGGUGCAGUCGGUCGCAGCCAUCGACUCUAUGUUCACAGGAGAAGAAGGUUUUGGUCGGUUCUUUGACCUGACCACGCUGCACGAGCAGUACCUGAACCUUCCCGUUCACCAGCACGCGCGGCGCCUGACCUAUCUGCAGUACCUCGAUCUGUUCGACGCCUUCACUCCACCGCAAUGCAACAUUCGACGCGAUCAGAAAAAAUCAGAGGCCUAUUUUCAAUAUCUGAAGGCACUGCAGGACUACCUUGAAGGCUUCAUACGCCGAACCAAGCCGCUAGAGAACCUAGACAAGCUCUUCGCUAACUUUGACAAGGAGUUUGAAGAGCUCUGGAAGGCGGAGGAAGUCCCAGGAUGGGAGAAGAACGACCCAGCAGCCGUACCAACCAACGGUGAUGCGCCUGGCGAAGGCAUCUGGUGCACUGCAUGCAAGAAGAGUUUCUCGAAAGAGACUGUUUACGAAUCCCACUUGACAGGCAAAAAGCACAAGAAGGCUGUGCAGGAAGAGGCGAACGGUUCAACAAACAACUCAGUUGCUCAGGCCAACGGCGCUUCAACAGAUAUGCAGCGCUUCAAGGAACGCGCUGUAGCCGAACGCGAGUUUCGAAUCAGGAAACUUGCCGCAGCCAUGCAGACAGAACGUGGCGACACAAAGGUCAAUGUCGAACGCAAGCAGGGCAUGACAGAGCGCGAGCGACAACAAGAGCUGGAACAACUCUACUCCGAGGCACCAGAGACCGGAGCAAAGGAGGAAGACGAGGACUCUGACGGCGAAGAUAAGAUCUACAACCCGCUCAAACUUCCACUUGCCUGGGACGGCAAGCCCAUCCCCUACUGGCUGUACAAGCUACACGGCCUAGGCGUCGAGUUCCCCUGCGAGAUCUGUGGAAACUUUGUGUAUAUGGGCAGGCGCGCUUUCGACAAGCAUUUCAACGAACCUCGCCAUAUCCAUGGCUUGAAGUGUCUCGGCAUCACAAACACAUCGUUGUUCCGAGAGAUCACUAGUAUCAAGGAAGCCGAGGAUCUGUGGAGGAAGAUCCAAAAGGACAAGAAGAAAGAGAAGGCUGCCGCCGAGAACGUAGUGGAGAUGGAAGACACUGAAGGCAACGUCAUGCCUGAGAAGGUCUACCGCGAUCUGGCGGCUGCUGGCAUGUUGUGA